Cladophialophora carrionii CBS 160.54 is the source of this 960-nucleotide messenger RNA. RefSeq lists its product as uncharacterized. The record is from RefSeq and is a predicted model, not a curated record. NCBI's taxonomy places the organism in Eukaryota, Fungi, Ascomycota, Eurotiomycetes, Chaetothyriales, Herpotrichiellaceae. Bases 1 to 960 code for a protein of 319 amino acids. Gene Ontology annotation, molecular function: protein binding. The transcript has a single exon.
AUGGACCCACCCCAUCAAUCUGAUCGUGGAACGGAAGUCAAGAGCGACGACACCAUGUCAUUGCCAGAUCCGCAAGCGAAAAAGACUCUUGCCGUCUUCUACAAACCGAUCGUUGUCUCCGCUGACUUAACGACAUGUAAAACUCUGGAAGAUGUCGACAAAGCAGUUAGAAGCCAACCAGAGUUUGAGUCUUACGACGCUAAUGUCUUCAAAGACAUACACUGCACUCGCCUUGCGGACGGAACUCCGUUCACCUGCGAAGAGCUAGGACUCACCGACAGGGACUGUUCUAAAAGACAUUUCCCGGCCCUCACCAUCACACCACGCCCACCACCCGAAAGAUAUGACGUCCAUAUCUAUCACAUACACCACGGAGAUCUCUCCGAUAAUUCCAUUACCUGUACAGUCAACGUAGCGUGUGAGGACACAGUCGCUAGAUUGCAGGAAUUGGUAGAGGAACGCACUGGAUUUGCAACUGACUCUCAAAAAUUGUACUUCAUGGGCGAGAAGCUGUUACCAGCCGACCAUAUCCUUGCGCACAAAAUCAUCGCGGGCUCGCGUGUUCUGCUCAUGGUCGAAGUUGCGCUCUACCUCAAAUACUACGAAAUGUCGACUCGGAUGGUCACCUUCUCACAUACACCGCUCUACGGUAUACUGUCGUCCUUUGCUAAUGACAAGCGACUUGACCCGGCAACUUUACUCUUCCAGAUUAUCCAGGCUUCUGGAGAUGCAAGUCAAGAAUCUCAAGCGUGGCUGCCAGACAGGACUCGGCUCUUCGGCGUAGAGGAAGCUAAAGGCACGAUAUGGCAAAAUGGCUUUCGGGAUGGAGAUGAGAUCCGGGUGUUUGAGCUGAACAAGAGGCCCACCACCAAACGAGGUCUUGAAGGAAGCCAAGAGACGACCCAGUCUACUAGGAAGAAGAGGCGUGCUGCUGCAUCGACGACAGGACUUUCCAAAUGA